CCGAUUGCACCGCGUCUUAGCCAGCAUGUACAUUUAUGAAUCAAGGCCGGAUGGCUGGCAUCCUUUCAGGCAACCGUCUAAACGAUUGGUGAACGCUUGGAAUGCGGUGAACGUGGACGUGGACGGAGUGCUACAACUGGGCCACGUCAUCGGACUGGAUGACAAUACAGGGGCUCUGCCGCGACUGAUUAUCGACUUUGGAUGCGCAACACAGCACUCCGUACUGGUCGAGUACGGAAUAGUGUUUGACCUGUGCGAGGCGUUACCAGCGAAAAAAAGAGGGAAGAAUGAGUUCUGCAGCGUCCCGGCCGGAGAGGAUUAUAAAGAUGUGCAGGUGUUGCUACGCAGUCAUCCCGAUCAGCCCUGGAAAUGGCAUCCCGCCAAACUCAUUCUGUCCGGCUUUGAGACUUUGAGUCACUACGCGCUGGUGGAGGUCAUGCUGGGCGGGGUGCAUGCACGUGAACUGCUUCCGGACGAGCAGAUAUGUGCGCCGCCAUCGGGUGAAGACCUCCAGCGACGGAUGGUUCGACCAGGUGAUUUCGUCAUCCGAACGUGCAGCGUGCCUCAAGGCUAUUGGACGACGGCUGAACCGACAGCGAGAGAUUUGUUCCGGCAGAAACUCGAGAACUUGUCCGGAAAGGGAGAAAACGACGGAAAGGGUUUGCGAAUACUUUCGGUUCUCAGUCAAACGAUAACCUAUCUGCAACGAAGUAGCGAAUCCCCGGUGUCAGAAGAAAACGCAGCAAGUUGUGGCACAGUGUAGACUAUAGCCACAGUUUUGUCCAUACCGACCUUUGCUUGGCAUAGGAUCAAUUGUGGAAAGAAGUAAAGCGAGACGCAAAGCCCAAGGGGACGGAAAUAGCUGAAGAUGUGGUUGAGACUAACAUUAAGCGAAAGCAGCCGUUACACCGCGGCGACGUGGACGGUUUAGCUUUAUCUCUGGAGAUUUUCGCGGAGACCUUCAAGUCUCUGGACACCAUCGAGCGGCAGCGUUGCCGGCGCGUCUGUCCCCUGUGGAAUGAGAUUCUGACGUUGGAGUAACUGUGCAAAGAAGUCUGCAUCUCGCUAAUGAACGAUGCAUAUGGCAAACUGCCGACCGAUUACGCCGCGUAUGCUUGCGUCUUCAAGUACAUCACGCCCGCCACGCGGAACAUCUGCAAUCGGGACGCCCAUGACGAGUGCGAAGACGGAUUUGAGCUGGAAAGCGCCACUGUCACGGGGGAGCUGAUCUUGCACAUCGGGAAAGUGCUAAGAGCAUCCAACAUCCGCAUUGACCGGUUAAUAAUGUACCAACGAUAUAUUUCCAUGCCAAUAGAAGAUAACUCUGUCUGGGAUUUUUUUGCCGGCAGUUACGAAAUGUAUGCCCAGCUGAAAUCUUGUUGUGAGCGGCUGAUUUGGAAAGAUCUCUCUCUAACCUUUAGCAUUGCGGUAGAUGUUAAUCAUCUUCCCCACAUGGAGUUUCACAUUCCUUUUGCUGUCUUCCCGCUAGAAAACUUCAGUGCGGUGGAUAUGUAUGAUUUCUACGAAACACACUUGUGUUGGAAUGAGCGUCUGGAUUUGGACCGGCUGACGCGGCGGACGGCACGACUGAAUGGAGGAAAAGGCGACCGUUUCCACGACAAUAUAAUUGAUAUUUUGGACAUGUGCCAAGUUGACGAUCCGCGUCCAUCUGCGCAGUAUACGGGCCGGGAUUGGUUGCUGGACAACACGGACGAGUUGGACGCGCGCCGUUUAAAUAAACUGUGCCGAUAUGUGUUGUCCUGCCUCGUCGGUAAUUUCACAGAUUGGUCCUCGCAACCCAGCGACAGCAGCGAAGGAUCAGAAGAAGAAUCAGCACAAGAAGCUGAAACUUAACGCUCGCACAGUUUGCCCCGGGACUACACUAAUCCCUUACAAAUGAGGCUCAUGAUUACGGUGAUAAUUAUUAUUGGUGUUUAUCGAAAUUGACCAGCUUACUGGAUAAUUUGAACCAGAGACUGAGCCUGUGUUUCGUGUUCACCAAUAUCAUAAUGUGGAAAAGAAUAAAC
Paramacrobiotus metropolitanus is the source of this 2027-nucleotide messenger RNA. RefSeq lists its product as uncharacterized. NCBI's taxonomy places the organism in Eukaryota, Metazoa, Tardigrada, Eutardigrada, Parachela, Macrobiotidae. The transcript is spliced from 3 exons. Bases 1069 to 1854 code for a protein of 261 amino acids. The record is from RefSeq and is a predicted model, not a curated record.